GUGAAAGCCACAUAAAUGUGCCUGUCAAAUUAUAAACGUAUAGCUACACAUUAUACAUCAUUUUUCAUAUAAUUAUACGAUGUCAGACCUUCCUUGUUCCAUUUCCAAAACGUAAACAUGUAUGUCUGCAUAAAUAUGUACAGAGCUGUAUACUUUGCGCCAUCAUUUUAAGUGUUUACAUUCACAGGAGUGCUGAGUAGUUGGAAACGAGUCCACGCAAGCGUCCCGGAAGCUACUGCUAUUGUUAGCCAGCAAGACACGAAAAAGCAGUUCAAUCCCGAUUUGGCUGUUCAUUCAGAAGCAUGGCCCAUUACGAAGAGGUGACGGUUCGGGGUUAUAAUGAAUUCUGCAAUGCAGUUUCAGAGAGAAAAGGCAAAGACAUAUUUGCAUAUUUCUCCGGCGAUAAAGACGCACAGGGUGUGAGCUGGUGUCCAGACUGUGUCAAAGCCGAACCCAUUGUCCGAGGAGAGAUGGGACACCUUCCGGAGGGAUCUGUCUUCAUCUACUGUCAAGUUGGAGAGAGGCCCUACUGGAAAGAUCCCACCAAUGAAUUCAAGAAGACUUUGAAACUUAGCGGAGUUCCUACAUUACUGCGAUACGGCACGCCUCAGAAGCUGGUGGAGGAGGAGUGCUUUAAGUCUGACCUGGUGCGGAUGAUGUUCACGGAGGAUUAGAGCGCACCUCUCUCUUCCCGCUGCUUCAUAUACAGUGUGCUUCAUGAGCGCUGUGCUCCUCUGUGCCCACUGCGCCUUAAACAAGUCUCAAUAUCUCCUUCACCCUGACAGUACCACUGUAUUCACCAUCUCCUGAGAAACUUCUUUUUUUUUUUAAGUCAUUAAUUUUGUCUAUAAAAUUUGGGGUACUCCAUUCCUUUAAUUUGAAGUAGACAAUUGCCCUUUGUAAUUGCAAUUGAAUCCAUAUUUUAUCAUUGGAUGGGUAAUGUGAUUUACACAUGUAAGCAUAGCCAAUUAGAACACUAUGAACCCCGACCUGCCCCAUAACCUCUAAAUGUGGCUUAUACUUGCUGAAGCGUUAAUCUCUGCACUAAGUGAAUAUAAUAGUCAGAUUUAAUGCUGGUCUUCAUGUUCUUCAUACUGUAGGUUUAAAGUGAAUAAUUCCUGGAUCUAGUCUGCAUCAAUGAUCAUGUUUUUACAAGUUGUGAGGUGAUAAUGUAAUGUGUUUUGAUGCUUUGUCAAAUAAAUGAUUUCAAUGAAUAAUCUGUGAAUACUAAUUUUAUUUUGUUUAAAUAAUGUAUGCUGAAUAUUUUACACAUCACAUCACUGUCAGACUGCUGUGUUUUACCCAUCAAACAAACGUUUUGACCUAAAUGUAUGUACCCGAUAGAAAAUAAACUGCGAUUCAUAAUAGUAACCAGUAGGUGGCAAAAUUACAAUUUGGAAUAAUUGAGCAGAUCUGUCACGUUUGGAUUUUUCAGUAUUUAAUUAGUAAAAAUGUGAUUAGUGCUGAUUUUUUUUCCUGUUGUUGUAAUCUAAAUGCAUGCUUCUAUGGUACUGCUGAAGCUGAAAAAUAAUAAAAAAUCUAAAGUUGA
Messenger RNA from Conger conger (European conger), 1549 nucleotides. RefSeq names its product thioredoxin domain containing 17 (gene txndc17). The transcript has 4 exons. The record is from RefSeq and is a predicted model, not a curated record. Gene Ontology annotation, cellular component: cytosol. Lineage: Eukaryota; Metazoa; Chordata; Actinopteri; Anguilliformes; Congridae. The coding region runs from base 303 to 674 and encodes 123 amino acids. Gene Ontology annotation, molecular function: protein-disulfide reductase [NAD(P)H] activity.